AUGUUUUGCUUUUGCAAGUGCAAAUUCGGAUGUCUUACCAUGACGAGUGCCAUUUUUGUUGCAAUGGCGUUAAAGCUACUACCUGAUAAUGAAGUAUGGUCUAUAUGGGGAUAAAAUGGUUCACUGAUCUAAUAAUAUCAACUCUACAUUAUGCUUGCUUGUGCUGGUCUAGCUCUAUUUACUGGGAUUCAAGGAGCUAUUAUGUCAAGAAUGUAUUUCGCAUAAUGUGUUUGCAUUUUUGCUGUCUUAUCACUGGGUGUGGGUUUAUUAUUUUGUGCUGUCGGUGCCUACUUUUUUGGAAUGUAUUUUGCUACUAGCACUUUGUUAGACACAUUCUGUGCUGGUAAAGCAUCAUCUGUAUAAACAGUCAGAGAUUACUAAGUACUAACUUUGGAUUAUUACAUGCUUGCAAAUCUUUAUGUGACUAAUUAUAUGUGCUCAAGUGUUUGCCCAUGUAUAUCAUACAGUCAACUUGAUCCAAAGAAAUGGGGAAAUAAUGCAGCUGCACUAAAGAAUAAUUAUGUCUAUACUGGAACUUACACUAGUUUUUAUAACUGCUUGCUUGAUUUGCAGACUAAAGAGCUAGUUCAAGAGAUACCUUCUGAUACUUUACAAUACAUAAUUGAUAAAGAGAGCGAAAAUAGUUGUGGGGGAGUAUGUGAAGAACUUCCAAUGUUUUAUUUCUUUAAACCCAUUACAGAUGGCCAACCUCCUAAUUCCUGCAAGGAGUAUGUUUUAAAAGAUCUCUAAAUUGCUUACUUGCUAUAUGGAUCGGUUUUCUUAUUUGGAGGUAUCUUACUUAUGAUAGGAUUUAAUGUGUAAUAUGGAAUGUGGGGAAGGAAUUUGCAGAAGAAAAUGGAAAAAACGAAAGGCGAUAAAAGUAGCUCAAAUAAGUAUGAUACGGAAAAUGAUAAAGCUAUUAGAAGAUGGAAAUGA
Messenger RNA from Stylonychia lemnae, 936 nucleotides. NCBI's taxonomy places the organism in Eukaryota, Ciliophora, Spirotrichea, Sporadotrichida, Oxytrichidae. The record is from the annotation of a GenBank genome assembly.